Molecule: messenger RNA, 480 nt
Organism: Rhizopus microsporus ATCC 52813
Lineage: Eukaryota; Fungi; Mucoromycota; Mucoromycetes; Mucorales; Rhizopodaceae
Exons: 1
Coding region: 46-297 (83 amino acids)
Source: RefSeq, a predicted model, not a curated record
CUUUUUAGUCAAUGUAAGUUUUUAUAAAACUUAUUCAGCAAGGCGAUGAUUGUGUGUUCAAGGAUUUCUAUGCAAUCUCUUUCUAUGAUGCUCAACACGUGUCCUGGACUGACAACGGUCGUUCGUUUCAUCACUCAACUGGAGGCUUUCAGGCAUCCAAGAGAAAAGUUAUGGGCAUUCGAUUGGAAUCUUUACGGGAGGCUAGUAGAUAGUUGGGAGCUGGUUAUCAGAGAUCACAGCUGUGACAGAUUGUUGGUGAUGCUUCUUGCUGUCUGGCUGGCGCAAAAGGGUACAUAAGCUAGUUGACAAUUGACAAGGCUCAGCUAAUGCAUGCUCCAGCGGUACACCUGCUACUGCGGGUCUUUGCAGGCUGCUUGGUAUUUGAUGGUCUGAUGGUUUUUAUGGGUGCCUGGCCCUUGUUCCGAUGGUCAAUGGCCGACCUGAAGAAUGUCGUCACAACAGCAAUCGGAGCCUUUAAAA